Molecule: messenger RNA, 2076 nt
Organism: Clupea harengus (Atlantic herring)
Lineage: Eukaryota; Metazoa; Chordata; Actinopteri; Clupeiformes; Clupeidae
Gene: ankrd16
Product: ankyrin repeat domain 16
Biological process (GO): positive regulation of transcription by RNA polymerase II
Cellular component (GO): nucleus
Molecular function (GO): protein binding; transcription cis-regulatory region binding
Source: RefSeq, a predicted model, not a curated record
CGUGUAUGUCAUAUAAUUGCGACUUUACCCAACUGUAAAUAACAGGUUAAUUUUACCAUCACCAUACUGCAUGUUUCGAAGGUGUGGUUGUGGUUUAAGUAAGCAGACAAAUGCCCGACUGCACAUUUUUACUUAAAUGUCAGCAAACCUGUGAUGUUACUAACAUCAGCUGCAGAAGACUGGGUUUGGAUUAAUGCAUUGUUCUAGCCACAGCCUGUGUCAGUAGAAUUUGUUCGUACGUGUGAGAAUGGAAGAAGAAAAUAUUUUAAAGAACCUAAUUAAACUCGUUCAAGAUGGACAACUAUGCCUCCUUAAAGAAGCACUCGAAGCUAAUGACGAUAUCCGACAAGCAGUUAUUAGGGGGCAUUUCGGUAGAUCUGGUGAUACACUUCUACAUUAUGCAGCCAGACACGGACACUUAGAUAUUUUGAAAUAUUUACUUGAAGACAUAGAUAUGGACAUUGAGUUGCACAACAACGAUUACAAGAGAUCACUUCAUGAAGCCUCUUCAAUGAGCCAUGAGCCCUGCGUCAGCUACCUUUUAGAAAGAAGAGCCAAAGUGGACUGUUUGAAAAAGGCAGAUUGGACGCCUUUGAUGAUGGCGUGUACUAGACGCAGCGUGGAGGUCAUCGAGCUGUUGCUGGAGGAAGAUGCCAACCCCUCCCUGAAGAACAAAGAUGGCUGGACAGCGUUUCAUAUUGCCUGCCGCGAGGGUGAUCCCGCAGUCAUAGAGCGCCUCCUACAGGCCAACAGUGAGCUGUGGAGGACAGAAAGCAAGACUAAACGAACACCUUUACACACAGCAGCCAUGCAUGGGUGUGAAGACGUUGUCCAAAUUCUUCUGGAGAGGUGUGAGUAUGAACGAGACAGCCGAGACAGCUGUGGCGUCACUCCCUUCAUGGACGCAGUGAGAAAUGGUCAUAUCCCCAUUGCCCGAUUACUCUUGGACAAACACCAGGCCUCUCCUGUAGCUGUGGAUGUGUUAGGGGUGCAGCCUUUGCACCAGGUGUGUGUUACAGCCCAGGAGGGGGCACUGUGCUUCCUGGUUCAGGAGCUGGGUGUGGACAUCAACACCAGAGCCACCAAAAUGCAGCUGACCGCACUACAUUAUGCUGCCAAGGAAGGACACACUAACACUUUGAAGACUCUUCUAGAACUGGGGGCAGAUCUGUAUGCCACAGACACAAAGGGUCGCACAGCCUUGCACAUGGCGAGUAUAGGUCAGCACGCAGACACAGCUGGUGCUCUGCUGGCUCUGGGGCUGUCGGACUCAGCGGACACGUCAGGCGUCAGGGCAGUGCAGCUCGCCAGGAAACCCACUGUCAAAACUGUGCUCGAAAGCCACACCCAGGACACACCAUGAAUACACACACACACACACACACACACACCAUGAGUACACACACACAACAUAAACACACACCAUGUGUCACAAUGCACACCAGUUAAACACACUAUGACAGUCUAUGCAGUGCCCGUUCAUGCAAGUCAUCUUCCCAUAUAAUUGAAUGUUGUGUAUGUGAACACAACAUACAGACAGAUGUCUGGAUUUCUAGCAGAAAGUUCAUUCCAUUCCAUUGGGAGCAACUGAGAGCACACUGGGUGCACAUGUAUAUUCCCUCCUCCAUUAUUCACAAAAUAGUGUCAACAGUGACUGUGAUAUUUCAUAUACCAGUCCUGGGUUUGUUCCCAUGGAAACUGCAGCCUGUUAGAUGGUAACCUAGAAGAGCCUCAGUGUUUUCAUUUCCUUAUCCUCUGUGCAGUUAAGGGAGGGUUCCCAGCUAAUUCCCCUGAGAGAUCUGUCUGACAUGGGUAGCAUGUGUGGGAUUAACAACAGCAGCAGACUGCGCCAUAUUGUCCCUCUGAAUCUCUAACACUGUGUAUUUCAGUCAUGUGACCUGCUGCUCCACUAUUGUACUACUGUCUUUAUGUGUGGCACGCCAGAAGGGUGUGAAUGUGUGUGUUUGACAGAGGGGAGGAGGGAGGUAGAGAGAGAAUCCUGCUUGUCAAGAUAGACCUGCUCGAGACUGAUGACCAUCUGCACAAAGUAAACAAUAAAAGACUUUACCAAACCAA